Messenger RNA from Episyrphus balteatus (marmalade hoverfly), 963 nucleotides. Its product is annotated as ADP-ribose pyrophosphatase, mitochondrial. The coding region runs from base 93 to 929 and encodes 278 amino acids. Gene Ontology annotation, molecular function: ADP-ribose diphosphatase activity. Lineage: Eukaryota; Metazoa; Arthropoda; Insecta; Diptera; Syrphidae. The transcript is spliced from 3 exons. The record is from RefSeq and is a predicted model, not a curated record.
UUUUUAUAAAUUCUGUGUUCCGCGAAAGUUUUGUUUACAUUUUUAUUGUGGCCGGCUACUUUAUUAAGUUUUUAUUUGUUUUAGCAAUAAUUAUGUUUACUGCAGUCCUAAAACCAGGGUCAUUCAAACACAUAACUUGCCGGAAUUCAAUUUAUCCAAAGAGUCAAGUUACUCGUUUCCCCGUAUCCGAUGAGUUUGUGUUUUGGUCUGACGAUUUUCCAUCAUAUUCACCUCCCGAUUACACUGCCCCACAUAUAAAUGGUCAAAUUUGGGCAGAUCCAGAUAUUACCGACAGCACAUUUCAACCUAAAUGGAAUAGUUUAGAUGGCAAAAUAAACCGUGUAUCAUUCAAUGGUGACUAUCAAGUGGUUGAUGGUAUUCCCAGAAAUCCCAUUGGACGAACUGGAAUAAAGGGACGAGGUUUGUUGGGUCGAUGGGGACCUAAUCAUGCAGCAGAUCCAGUUGUGACUCGCUGGCGAAGAGAUUCUUUAGGAAAUGCGUUAAUAAAUGGAGAAAAGAGAAUUCUUCAAAUGGUUGCCAUUCAAAGACAUGACAAUCAAAUGUGGGCCAUUCCUGGUGGCAUGGUCGAUCCAGGGGAAAGAGUUAGUGCCACACUCAAAAGGGAAUUCAUGGAAGAAGCUUUGGACAGUUUCGAUAACAAAAGAAUGAUUGAUGAAUUCUUUGCUGAAGGCAUUGAAAUCUACAAAGGAUAUGUUGAUGAUUUCCGAAAUACCGAUAAUGCUUGGAUGGAAACUGUAGCUUAUAGUUUCCACGAUGGCACUGGGAAACAAGUUGGUAAAUUGCAAUUGUCUGCUGGAGAUGAUGCAGCAAAUGUUAAAUGGAUGGAUGUUAGUAGAGAUCUUAAGUUACAUGCAAAUCAUUUAGACAUUGUUAAGCAAGUUGUUAAUAGAUUAAACGCUCACUGGUAAUUAAUAUAAUAAAAUGAGAAAUUACUUUUUUAAA